UCAACGGCCGUCGUUCGAAAGGACCAUGAACGUUGCCUCCGCCCACCCUUUGCAGUCCGCCCUCCUCUGCCUCCUCCGCCAGCGCAAGCGCAUCCGAUCCUUCGACCAAAUCCACGCUCUGCUCCUCACGUCCGGCGUCACCAAGGACUCCUUCGUGGCCGCCGAGGUCGCCGCCCUUCUUCCUGCUUUUGUGGCUCCUCCCGCGGCCUACUCAGCCGUCAAGCACAUCCACGGCGUCCGCCGCUACCAGUUCCCCCUGCUCUUCAACUCUUUGAUCUCCGGCUAUGCCAGGAGCAAGCACCCACACCUGGGCAUCGUCGCGUAUAAGCUUAUGCUCGCUGACAGCGUCUUUCCCGAUAGGUACACCUUCCCGAUCGUUCUGAAAUCUUGCAUCAAGUUCUCGGGGAUCGGCGAAGCCAGGCAGCUUCAAGGUGCCGCAGUUAAGCUGCGGUUCUCGUGCGAUCUGUUUGUCCAGAAUGCACUUGUUCACGUAUAUGCAGUGUGUGAGGAAUAUGGUGAUGCAGGUCUCCUGUUUGACGAAAUGCCCAUUAAAGACGUGGUCUCCUGGACCAGCUUGAUCUCGGGAUAUGUGAAAGGUGGAUUAUUCGGAAAAGCUCUGCAAUUGUUUUCUCUGAUGGAUGUGGAGCCGAACAUUGCAACUCUAGUUAGCAUCAUCGUCGCCUGUGGGAGAUUGGGGGCUUUGAAUGUGGGCAGGGCAAUACAUGCAUUGAUAUUGAAGCAUGACUAUGGGUUGAGUCUGGUUGCUGGAAAUGCCCUUUUGGAUAUGUACUUGAAGUGCGAGUGUUUGGAGGAGGCCAGACAGAUCUUUGAUGAACUUCCUGAAAGGGACAUAGUUUCAUGGACUAGUUUUAUUAGUGGGUUAGUGCAAUGCAAGCUUCCCAAGGAAGCUAUGGAUGUUUUCAAUUCCAUGCAGGCUUCUGGAGUGGAGCCAGACAAUGUCACUCUAUGUAGUGUUCUGUCAGCUUGUGCGAGCUUGGGGGCAUUGUCUUCUGGGAGAUGGGUCCAUGAGUACAUAGAGCGAAAGGGCAUUCAGUGGGAUGUUCAUCUAGGGACCGCAAUGGUUGACAUGUACUCUAAGUGUGGAUGCGUAGAUAUGGCAGUGCACAGCUUUCAUGAGAUGCCACAUAAGAAUGUUACCUCGUGGAAUGCAUUGCUUGGUGCCCUAGCCACUCAUGGUCAUGGUAAUGAAGCUCUCAAGUACUUCGAACAAAUGGCGGGAGUUGGUGUCAUUCCUAAUGAGGUUACCUUUGUAGCUAUUCUUUGUGCAUGUUGUCAUUCCGGCUUAGUAAAAGAGGGUUGUCAUAUGUUUGAUUUGAUGACUAAAUCCUACAAACUUGUGCCAUGGAUAGAACACUAUGGAUGCAUGGUUGAUUUGCUUGGUAGAGCUGGGUUCAUAUCAGAAGCUUAUGGACUUGUUAGAUCCAUGCCAAUUAGAGCUGACACUUAUGUAUGGGGAGCUUUACUGAGCGCUUGCAAAGCUCAUGGAAAUGUGGAACUUUCUCAAGAAAUCUUAUGCCACCUUCUUGAGCUGGAGCCUUCUGACAGCGGCGUGUAUGUGCUCCUCUCUAACAUAUUUGCUGCAGAUUGUAGGUGGGCAGAUGUAACAAGGGUGAGGAGGCUGAUGAGGCAGAGAAGUGUAAAGAAAGAAACAGGAACCAGUAUUGUCGAGGUGAAUGGUGAAGCUCAUGAGUUUAUAGUUGGAGAGUUUCUCCACCCAUUGAAGGAGGACAUUUUGCUAGCCUUGUGUACUCUAGAUAAACAAUUGCAACAUGGUGAACUAUAGCAGGGAUUCAAAACUAGUGGAAGGUGGUGCAGGCUCUCGAAAACUCUUUCCAGGUUUGACUCAAGUAACUUGCACCUUCAGCACAACAAGGGCAACAGAAGAUAAACAGAGCUCACAGUCGACUAUAUUCCACGAAUGUAUCAUGGUUCAAGUCUGCUGAUAUAAGCAUUCAAAAGAAAGAAGAUAAGCACAAAGUUAUGUCUACUGAAGCUGGAAGUCCUGUAAAAAAUUUAUGCAAGUGGGAGUUGAUGGGUUAUUGAAAGUUGGGCAAUCGACAAGCUGAUGUCCCAAAUAUUUGGGUAUGCAUUGCCAGGAAAGAAGGAUGCAGUGCUAUAAGGGCAUGAUGUACAAGUAUAUAAGGCAAUUGAUGUUUUUAUAUUCUUCUUACAGGAAUAAGCAAGGUAGGUCAAGAUUGUCAUGGAAGAAAUGUGAAACAUAUUCUAUUUAUAGAUUGAAGAGCUAGGCCUUGUAUACGUUUUAAAAUCCUGAUCUAGUUUCCCUACACUAUUACCUUUCAGGGUUGAACAACCUACAAAUUGUUUUAUUGAGGCCAAGAAAGAGGUAAUGAUGGAGGCAUUGGGAAAUAAUGGAUAAUUCUAUGUUCACAGACUUUGGUCAUGAAACUAAGCCGCAGCCUGCUCAUGUUGUCCUAGGCUUAUGCACCGCUCAUAGUUUCUGAACCAUAAUUCAUGUCUGACAUUUGGCAAACAGUGUUUGGUAUCAACAGGAUGCUUUUGCAUUUUACUCUUUAGAGGAUCUAGGUAGAUGCUGUUGCAUUUGUGUACUCUUUAGUGAGUUUAGGUAGAUGCUUUUGCAUUUGUGUUCUUUAUAGGAUCUGGAUAUGCACAAAGCACAUCCCAAUUUGGAAAGCACAGUGCAAUUCCAAAUGAUGGUUCCCUGGACAUUGAGUCAGGCACUAUAUAUAUGUCUGGUGAGCUAAGUUAGAUAAUUUGCAUGAGUUAGUUGAACCCUAUUAUUGUUCUGAUGUACCUUCUUCCACCACAUCCAUUCUCCCUCUGGCAGUUGAAGAACAUCGCAGCUACAGGAUCCCCUAGGUUGUAAACUGCUGCAAAAUCCCUUGUGCUGAAGUUUUGUCUCCAUCCAGGCGCAUAGAUGGAUUGGCGGACGGACUGCCGGAACAACACAAACACGAACCGGUGGAUUCCAGCGGUCGGCCGUGGACUCUCAUAGGAGACAAUUUCAUUGCCUAAAACACAAGAUCAGAAUUCAGAACAAUUUUUAUUGGUAAAAGAUGACAGAUUUAUACUCAGUGAGCUUGAUUCUUGGGCUUUGAAAUAUUUAUCUCUAACUUGCUCAGUAAGAAUUUUAGUUUUCGUCGACAGGUUUUGAAUGUUUAGUAUGUGAACUUACGAGGCAUGAAACAGCUAGUUAACAAAGUUGUCAUGAAGCUAAGGAAGCCGGAUAGCUUGACAAGAUAAUAUACCAGCAAUGCAUCGCAACCACAGAUCUGUUGCAAUUUUGAUUUAGCCAGAGGAGAUCAUGGGCAUGUUUCACUUCUGUUAAAUUCUUGGUCACUGAUCACCAAGUCUUUACCACGGACAGGUACUUUUAUUCCGAGAUUGAUAACAUGCUAAUUUCAACCGGUGGUCCAUUUAGUCACAAAUAAAUACUUUGCAUAUGAACAUUGUGUUUUCCGCAGAAAAAAAAUGUCUGAUUUAUGAGGUCUGCAUAUAAAUGCAUGUCUUGUAUGGAAAAAUUCAUGGUGGUUUGUUGUCACUCACCGUAAGUGGCGUUUGUUGUCUCUGGGAUGUCUGUCACCAACCUAUCUCAGACGACAAAGAAAAAAACAAAGGAUUACUAGCUGCUGCUAAUGUUCCUCAAUUGGAUGAAGAAGAAGGAAAAAAAGGGGGGGGGGAUUGCUUCCAGAUUUCUUGCAAGUUUAUCUUACCAGUGCAGGUACUCUCUCUUUGUUGGAUUGCUAGGGCUUGGUGCAUCAGGGUCCACCAUCACCUGUAAGACUAGUAUUCAAUGUUAGCAUCUGCAAGCUCUCUAAACCUUAUUUGACAUGAAGAAGAAGAAGAAGAAGAAGAAGAAGUAAUCAAUCAUCAUCAAUCCAAAUUCUUCUUUCUGCUAGUAGUGCAGCAUAGAAUCCUAAUUAUUAUUCUGAGUUAUCAAUUCCGAAGUCUAACUCUGACCAAAUUGGAUGUUAUUCUUUUAUCAUCUCA
Messenger RNA from Musa acuminata AAA Group (dessert banana), 3990 nucleotides. Its product is annotated as pentatricopeptide repeat-containing protein At4g38010-like. The record is from RefSeq and is a predicted model, not a curated record. Gene Ontology annotation, cellular component: intracellular membrane-bounded organelle. Bases 26 to 1804 code for a protein of 592 amino acids. Gene Ontology annotation, biological process: RNA modification. Gene Ontology annotation, molecular function: RNA binding; protein binding. NCBI's taxonomy places the organism in Eukaryota, Viridiplantae, Streptophyta, Magnoliopsida, Zingiberales, Musaceae. The transcript is spliced from 3 exons.